CAGGAGAACGCGCCUCCGUGUUGGCAAACUCAGAGAGGUGUUCUGAUCCAUUUUGAUUAUGGCCGCCUAGCAAUUCACAUAGAAUCUUCCCAUCUUUGCCUUCUCCGUCUAAAAAGUUUCAACCUUUCUUUCUCCUCUCUAUUAAUUUUGGCAUUGAAUUUACAGCCCCAAUUUUUUUUUUUCCAAGUAAAAACCCUUUACGGGUUUAAAUUCCCAAUAUUGUCUUCCUCUUCUUCUUCUGCUUCUUGUCUCAGACAAUUCAGUGAUAGAGAAUCAGAAAAGCCCAAAUCUUUUUCAGGGUUUGGUAUCCCUGCAUGCAGAUUAGGAUUAAAUGGGGGACCUUGGAGAGGUUGGACCUGAAAUUAGUUCGGAUAUAGAAGAAGACUUGAGGUGUGAUAAUUUAGUGGAGAAAGAUGUCAGUGACGAGGAGAUUGAUCCGGAAGAGCUGGAGAGACGGAUGUGGAAGGAUAGAAUCAAACUCAAAAGGAUCAAAGAAAAACAGAAAAUUGAGGCUCAACAAGCUGCGGAAAGGCAGAAGCCCAAACAGACCACUGAUCAGGCUCGAAGGAAGAAAAUGUCAAGAGCACAAGAUGGAAUUCUAAAGUAUAUGUUGAAGCUGAUGGAAGUGUGUCAAGCUCGUGGAUUUGUGUAUGGUAUCAUUCCUGAGAAGGGCAAGCCAGUAAGCGGUGCUUCUGAUAACAUCAGAGCAUGGUGGAAAGAAAAAGUGAAGUUUGAUAAGAAUGGCCCUGCAGCCAUAGACAAGUAUGAAGCAGAGAUUCUUGCCAUGACUGAUGCAGACAAUAACCGAAAUGGUAAUUCCCAGACCAUCCUCCAAGAUCUACAAGAUGCAACUCUUGGUUCUCUACUAUCUUCAUUGAUGCAACAUUGCGACCCCCCUCAAAGGAAGUAUCCAUUAGAAAAGGCAGUUCCGCCUCCUUGGUGGCCGACAGGAAAUGAAGAUUGGUGGAUGAAAUCAGGGUUACCCUGUGGUCAGAGUCCUCCUUAUAAGAAGCCACAUGACUUAAAGAAGAUGUGGAAAGUUGGGGUGUUAACAGCUGUGAUAAAGCACAUGUCCCCUGAUAUUGCAAAGAUAAGGCGGCAUGUCCGUCAGUCAAAAUGCUUACAGGAUAAGAUGACAGCAAAGGAGAGUGCAAUUUGGUUGGGGGUUCUAAGUCGAGAAGAAGCCCUCAUUCGACAACCCAGUAGCGAUAAUGGGACAUCUGGCAUAACUGAGAUGCCACGUCGUGGCCGCGGUGAAAAGCAUGCUACUGCUAGUAGUAACAGUGAUUAUGAUGUUGAUGGUACUGAUAAGGAGCUAAUCGAUGCAGGAUCUGUUUCAUCCAAAGAUGACAGGAGGACUGAGCUGAUGGAUGUAGAGCCAUCUAGCAAUCUACACAGUAGUACUCCUACUAAUCAUGUCCAAGAUAAAGAGAGAGGUGAAAAGCGAAGAAAGAGAAAAAGGGCUCCUGUAAGACCAAGCUCUGAUGAUAAACUUCCUGCACCAAGUCACAAUGAGCCUUUGCAUGUUGAACCAUUAAAUGCUUUGCCUGAUAUAAACCACACUGAUGCACAGAUUGGAUUUCCAAUUCAUGAAAAUCAACAGGAAAAUGUUUCAGUCACAACUUUACGGCCACCAGAGCAAGAUCUUGAUGUCCAAGCAUUACCGGCGUCUGAGUUUAACUACUAUGCUGAUGUACCUCCUGACGGUGUAACUGCGACGACACAGGGCAUGCAUGUGGGUGGAACACCGCUGCUUUAUCAUGGGAUGCAAAGUGCUGAGAUGCAUCAUGGAAAUAUGUAUAACCUUUAUAAUCCAUCAGCAGAAUAUGUGCCCGGUCAUGAUAGGCAGCAGUCUCAGAUUGGCAUGAAUGAACUGCAAAUUGGACCAGCAGAUGUUGUCCCUUUACAAACUAUAAGAAAUGGAAAUGAGAUUACUGGAGGAGAUAUGCCAUUCUAUGCAAAAGACCCAUUUCAGAGUGAGCAAGACAGAACAGUAGAUGCUAACUUUGGCUCUCCAAUUGACAGCCUGUCAUUAGAUUAUGGGGGACUAUUUAACAGCCCAUUCCGACUUGACCUUGGAAUUGAGGGCACUGGUUCAUUAGAUGACCUGAAUGUGGAUGAAAUGAUGGCAUACUUUGCAGCAUAAGUUGUCAGAUUUGAAGCCACAUAGCUUAGAUAGUAAGACAUAUUUCUCUCUUAUAUGCUACCUUAUUUAUAAAUUGUGUCAGAAUUUGAUCAAGAUUCUUUUUUCUUU
Messenger RNA from Rosa rugosa (rugosa rose), 2254 nucleotides. Its product is annotated as ETHYLENE INSENSITIVE 3-like 3 protein. Gene Ontology annotation, molecular function: DNA-binding transcription factor activity; DNA binding. Bases 332 to 2146 code for a protein of 604 amino acids. The transcript has 2 exons. NCBI's taxonomy places the organism in Eukaryota, Viridiplantae, Streptophyta, Magnoliopsida, Rosales, Rosaceae. The record is from RefSeq and is a predicted model, not a curated record. Gene Ontology annotation, cellular component: nucleus.